AUGCCUUCGGAAGUACAGGAAAGUGAUCGCAAAAGAACAAACGAAGAAGUAGAGAAAAUUACAGAUGAUAAUCACGGGCCAGAAACAAAGAAGCAAAAGUCCGAGGUUGAGGAAAGUAAGGACAGCUGGAAGAAAGGAGAGGCUCCAAUUAAAGAAGAGUACAGAGUGCAUGACUCGUAUGUUGGUGGAGAAAUAGACGAUGAUGAUUUGGAAGCAAGUAGAACAUUUCGAGGAGACGAGGAGAAUGGCAACAACAAGAAGGGAAAGAGAGUGAAGAGAAAGGGAAAGAAUAGAGGACAGAAUCACAAUAGACGGCUGAUCCAGGCAAGAGAACGCAUCAAGUUGUGUGCUUCUGUGGUUGAUCCUGAAGAUGAAAUACACACAUGCCAUUAUGGAGCGGACAAUUGCAAGUUUUCGCAUGAUGUGGAUGCUUAUUUGAAGGAGAAACCGGCCGACAAUCCAGGUAUGUGUCCAGUUUGGGAGAAGAAUGGAUACUGUCCAGCUGGUGUGAAGUGUAGAUGGCUGGGGUCGCACUAUGAUAAAGAGAAGAAGAAACUAGUUUAUAAAGACGGAUACGUGAGAAAGGAGGAGAUGGGGGAGUUGAACUGGAUCUCGGGGUCCCAAAAGCACACACUUCAGAAGCGAAAGGUCCCACUCACCAAGUCGGAUGAUAUUACGAAAUGGAUCGAUGAGAUUUAUCGGGGAAAAUCUCCGGAAGAGGUAAGAAAGGAGGAGCAGGAGCAUGCAGCAACUUAUAUAGAGCCACCAUUCAGGCCAUGCGAGAAGAAGGAUCUCCAUUUGAAGGGAAAGAAGAUUGUGGCACCAUUAACAACAGUUGGAAACCUCCCGUUCAGGCGUUUAAUGAGAACUUUGGGUGCAGAUGUGACAUAUUCAGAAAUGGCACUCUGUCUUCCACUUAUCCAGGGUUCGAAGUCAGAGUGGGCCCUAAUGAAGGCUCACCAGAGUGAGUACCCAGGCUUUGGAGUGCAGCUUGCAGCAUCAAAGCAUUGGCAGACUUCUAAAGCUGUCGAAGCCAUUGCCAAACUUGCACCAAACGUCUCAGAGUUCAAUUUGAACUGCGGAUGUCCGAUCGACUUGCUUUUCCGUAAAGGUGAGGGCAGCGGGUUGAUGGAUAACCCAAACAGGAUGCUCAGGAUUCUCAAAGGCAUGAAUUACUGCUCGGGUGACAUCCCCGUCACAGUUAAGAUGAGAAUGGGUGUGAGAGAUGAAAAGCCGCUUGCAAAGCAGAUUGUCGAAAAGUUACUUCCAGAAGGUGAUGUGGCGGCAAUCACGAUCCACGGAAGAUCACGUAAGCAGCGGUACACCAGGCUGGCCAAUUGGGAUUAUGUUGGAGAGACGGCAUCAGUAGUGAAGGGGUGGUAUGAAGAAAACGAAGACACUCAGGCAAGUAAGGAGAAGGCAGAGUUGAGACCUGUGUAUGUUGUUGGAAACGGAGACUGUUACACGUAUGAAGAUUACAAUAAGGACAUGUCUUAUCCUGGAAUGGAUGCAGUGAUGAUUGGCCGAGGAGCAUUGAUAAAGCCUUGGAUAUUCGAGGAGAUUGAUUCUCAGCAGUAUCUCGAUAAGACUGCAAGCGAGAGACUCUCGAUUAUUGAGCAGUACAGCAAGUUUGCAUUGGACCACUGGGGUUCGGAUGAGUUUGGAGUGAACACUGCUAGACGGUACAUGUGUGAGUUUUUGUCGUUUACAUACCGGUAUGUGCCUGUUGGUCUACUUGAGAGGCUUCCACCGAAAUUAAACCAGAGACCUCCUCCUUACAGAGGCAGAAACGAGCUUGAAACUCUUCUUGCAUCUCCAGAUUACAAGGAUUGGAUCAAGAUCACGGAGAUGUUUCUUGGAAAGGCAGAUGAUGGAUUCUCCUUUAUUCCAAAGCAUAAGAGUAACUCAUAUGAGAAUCCGAACUGA
This is a messenger RNA of Brettanomyces bruxellensis, 1926 nucleotides long. RefSeq lists its product as uncharacterized. The record is from RefSeq and is a predicted model, not a curated record. The transcript has a single exon. Gene Ontology annotation, molecular function: RNA binding; tRNA dihydrouridine synthase activity; metal ion binding. The coding region runs from base 1 to 1926 and encodes 641 amino acids. NCBI's taxonomy places the organism in Eukaryota, Fungi, Ascomycota, Pichiomycetes, Pichiales, Pichiaceae.